AUGGAGGCCCGGAACAGCUCAAGACGAGCAACAACGCAGCUCUGUCGAGUUCGGUGUGUGGCGCUGGCUAGAACCGCAGUCCUUGUUGUGCUGGGGGUCUUGUUUCUCAGCCAGUCGAUUCUCUUCUCUGUGCCACAGCGCAGUCCGUGGUUGCCGAAUGUGGCCAUCGUAUGCGUUGAAGCUGGACAAGUUCCUGCAGCUCCGAAUCGGGAUGCGGAAGGGAACCAAGAAGUCAGCUUGGUAGCCGACAACUCGUCUGCCAUCAAAGACGGGGAACGGUCGGAAAAUAAGGAGAGUCAACAGCAGGUGAAGGCAGCACCUGGCGGCGACAGCAAACAAAAUGCCAGCGGGAAGGAAAAGCCGGCACCGAAAGCCGUUGGACGCAAGGUGCGCGCAGAGCAGCAGGCAAAGCUUCUCGCGACGAUGAAGGAACUGCUUCAGGACAACCGAGAUUAUCGCAAGAUGCAAGCUGACAGAGAGAGAGAAAAACUCCUGAAGCAGUACACAUCGGAGGACGACGACUUGGAUCCAGAAGAAUCUCCCAUCUUUGUCAAAGAGUUAGAGAGGUUCAAGAAACUGCAGACGAAAAAAAGCGUCGCCGGGGCUGCUUCCAUUGUCAGCAUGGCGUUGGCGUCUGCCGGAAUGCUAGUGUAUUGGAUGGCAAACAAAAAGGGCGAAUUUCUUGAACGAGAGGAUCGCAAAUCUCACCAGCGGUCUAACGCGGGCCUUAUCGCUAGUAGUGUUGCAGGAGCAAUCGGUCUUGGCCUUUCGCAGUGGCAGCGGCGCCGUUACAAAAAGCAAAUCAACAAGCUCCAACAGAGGCUUGUGCGCAUGGAGAAGGAAGCGUACGCUGGGCACGCUCCUGAGGAUGAACCAUUUCUCGGUGUGGACGAAGAGGCGCCGGAGGACAAGCGUAAAAGGGAGAAGGCGGAGCGUCUCCGGGAACAACAGCAGCAACGCCACUAG
Molecule: messenger RNA, 966 nt
Organism: Neospora caninum
Lineage: Eukaryota; Apicomplexa; Conoidasida; Eucoccidiorida; Sarcocystidae
Exons: 3
Coding region: 1-966 (321 amino acids)
Source: RefSeq, a predicted model, not a curated record